Entelurus aequoreus (snake pipefish) is the source of this 2422-nucleotide messenger RNA. RefSeq names its product transmembrane protein 141 (gene tmem141). The record is from RefSeq and is a predicted model, not a curated record. Lineage: Eukaryota; Metazoa; Chordata; Actinopteri; Syngnathiformes; Syngnathidae. The transcript is spliced from 5 exons. Bases 127 to 501 code for a protein of 124 amino acids.
CCUUCUUCUUACUCGGUUGUUGUUUAUCUCGCAUCCCGGAAGUUGUGUAACUGCCCGGCAUCUGCACAUUAGGGUCAUUUUUGUCCGUUUAAUACUUCUACUUUUUUUCCUUCCGAAUAAUAAAAAAUGGUCAAUCUUGGUAUUACUAGAGUGGACGAUGCGUUGGCGGCAAAACAUCCGGGCUUAGAAAGAUAUGCAGCCUGCCAGUCUCAUGCUUUCAUGAAGGGGACUGGGACAUUUUUGCUUGGUGCUGUUGGUUUUUUUCUUGUCCAGAAAGUUCUACAGAAGAGACUUCCGUAUCCUCUGCAAUGGAAUCUACUUAUUUCCAUCGUGGCGUCAUCAGUAGGCAGCUACGCCGUGACACGGUGGGAAACGCAGAAGUGCUCUGACCUCUGGUUGCUACUAGAAACUGGAAAAGUCCCAGACAGAUCCCAGCCACAGGUGUCUAAAGUAGAGGAACAAACAGAGGCGAAGACCAAAUAUGGUGACGUGAUGGAUUGAAAGUGAAUGGACUCUUGUUAAGUGUGUCACACAACACAGCAGCCACAGAACCAAUGUUGUAAUAGCAGUAAUUGCUCACUCAGCCAAUCGGAAUACAGCUGAGGAGUUCAUUGUAAACAACAACCCCAACAGCUAAUGAGCACAACAAACAUUUUAAACCACAUAAAUAUGUAAAUGCUGGCCACUUAUCAUUUAGCUACUGCUAUCUCACUGAAAACUACAUUAGGAGGUUGCCUACAGCCACAGCUGGUAUAACAAGGUUUUUAACCAGUUGCUAGAAUUAAAGAGCCAAGUGGUUAUUCCCCCUCUUUUUAUUAGUCUGAUUUGUUGCAAGAUGCUGACCUACCUCAGAAUUGUUACCCUUCGGAAACAAUAAAUAUUUAAAUGUUCAGUUCCAAAUUCAAACUAUUGAAGUUAAUUUCUGUGUACCGGUAAUUGGAUCUUAAUUUCAACUAGAAUUUGAGAAGAAAAAAAAAGUCAUUUUUUGAUAAUGUGUGACGAGUUGACCUAAAGCAGGGGUGUCCAAAGUGCGGCACGGGGGCCAUUUGCGGCCCGCAAGUAAUUGUUUACCGGCCCGCCACACAUUCUGCAAAAAUUGCAAAAUUGAUAAUAUUGCAAAAAUUUAAAAAAAGUGGAAUGAGGUGAAAUCUAACAAGAAAAAGUUGCAAUGUUGACACAAAGCUGCCAUGCAGGCUGUUUUUUUCUUUUGUCUUUGUUUAUUUUUCUUUUUUUUGCCAUUGCUAAAAAAAAAAAAAAGACUAAAAAUCUACGUUACAAUGAAUUAUUACUUAAAAAAUAUCACUUUAAAAUGUUUUAUGUGGAAAAAAUAUUGCAUAUAUUGUGUGGUUGCCAUGAAAAAACAUCAAAGUUUUAUUUGACAAAAGAGCAUAAUACAAACAAAAUAAUAGUUCAAACGUAAAAUCGACAGAUAUAUCUGAAGUUGAUCUCGUAAUUUAAGUGUUAAAAGUAAAAAAAAACCUAAUAAAAAUGUAUCACUUUUUGAGUGGGGGACCUUUUGGAUCCCAAAUAUAUUUAGUAGGAUUUUAUUUAACUUUUCACUGAGAUUACUCAAAAAUAUUAAAGAAUUAAAAUCAAUGGUGUCCUACAUUAUUGAUCUUUUGGGGCUCUAAUUACUAAAUACUGCAUAUUUCAGUUUUACUAUAAAAAACAAAGUUGUCUUUGACAGAAAAGGCAUAAAACCUUUUUUUUUUUAACUUUACAUCAACCUGAAGUUGAUAUAGAGAUUUACUGUAAGCGUUAAAUAAAAAAAAAUAAUAAUUUGACUUAUUUUUUACAUUUUAAUGACUAAGACCCUUUAUGGUUCCCGGGAGCCCUAAAUGUUAAAAAAAAAAAUCCAUAUAUUUUGUUAAGGUUUGAAAAUGAAAAAUAUCAAAAUGGCCCCCGCAUGCUUAAAUUUUUCCGUGUACGGCCCUCAGUGGAAAAAGUUUGGACACCCCUGACAUAAAGGGACCCUCUAAUUCUGACAGUAUAAUUUGACCUUAACUUGAAUUAGAAUUUGAAAAAAAAUAUAUAUAUAUACCGGUAUAUCUUUGAUAAUGUGUGACAAGUUGACUUAAAGGGCUGACAACAUUAGCACUUACAGUAUUUUGUAGCUCUGGACCUAAAAACGGUGUCAAAUUCCCUCCAAAAUAGACAUAGUAGUGAUUUUUGGCUUGUUUUCCAAUGCGGGUCAGCACAUUUUGAAACACCCAAUUUUAGCUCCAAAAUGUGAGCUGGGCUGCAUCCACCUGCUGAUGUCACCUACAGAACACUGCAGGCAAUUUCAUAUUGUGUUUUUGUGCAGAAUUGAGAAAAUAUUAGCAAAGUACACUGGAGAGGAGAAAGGCUUAGGGCCUAAUUUACUAAGUACCGGUAAACAGUGUGUGCAAUCUAUAAAACAUUGUGUAAAUUUAGUGGCCGU